Molecule: messenger RNA, 3548 nt
Organism: Girardinichthys multiradiatus
Lineage: Eukaryota; Metazoa; Chordata; Actinopteri; Cyprinodontiformes; Goodeidae
Product: transcriptional repressor p66 alpha-like
Exons: 11
Coding region: 212-2455 (747 amino acids)
Biological process (GO): negative regulation of transcription by RNA polymerase II
Cellular component (GO): NuRD complex
Molecular function (GO): sequence-specific DNA binding
Source: RefSeq, a predicted model, not a curated record
UUUAGCUUUAUUUUACCCUUCCUCGGGCUCACCGGCGUGUAAGUAUGACAGCCGGAGUUGGUUCCGUGCGUUAGAAGUCGCUAAAUGAGGUGAAGAUUACAACGUUACACUGCCGGUGGCUCGUCGGCGGCAAGCUCUCUCUGUGGGCCCGGUGGGUGAAAUUUAUGAGUUCCGAGUGGAAGAUUUCACCCCAGGAGGAGGCAAACAGGGGAUGUCUGAGGAGGCUGUCCGCCAAACUCGCAGCCAGAAGAGGGCGCUGGAGAGGGAGGCCCCCCCACAGUCUGUAGACCUCUCUAAUGCUGACAAUGAAAGCAAAAAACCUAAAUUGGACCCUUCUGAACCUGUGUCAGGGACACAAACUGAGCCCAAGCCUGACCUUUUACUGGCACAGGACGCACAGAGCCGGACUAGACCCGGAUUAGAUCCUGAAACGGAGCCGGAGCCAGAGCAGAGUCGGUUGCCAUUACCUUUAGCAUUACCCCCGACCUCCCAGUUGGUGAAGGACGAUCGGGAUCGGACACAGAGACACCAGACGGUUGAGUCCAGCUCAGACAAUCAAAUUCAUUGCAAUGACAGAGCAAAGAUUGAGCCGGCUAUGGACCCACGGAGCCGACUCCGGCAGACCGAGUCGAAGACCUCAGGUGGGAUACUUGCUGCAGGUGAGGUGAAGGCAACGAUUAAAGUGGAAGUUCAGACUGAGCAGCCAGUGGACAUGAGCACCACCAAAGGUAUAAAAAGGGAGAAACGCCCCCCGUCCCCUGAAGAUGACGACGUCAUCAUCUUGUCUGAUAACGACUCCCCGAGUCCACCGAUGAACGGCAUGAGUCACUUUAAGGAGCUGGACAUGGACCUGCUCAUGAAGAGCAGCCCAGCAGAAAGAGAGCGCAUCAUCAAGCAGCUGAAAGAGGAGCUGAGACUAGAGGAGGCCAAGCUGGUGCUGCUGAAAAAACUUCGACAGAGCCAAAUACAGAGGGACACUCAGCAGAAGCCCUCAGGUUUAUCCGGUUCCUCUGCUCCUCCUCCUCUAAUUCGAGGAACAAUUACAAGCAAUAAAGGCUCUCAGCAGAUUUUGACAGGAAGAAGUUCGGGGACAGUCAUCCCUCCCCCUCUGGUCAGAGGAGGACAGCAAGUGUCGUCCAAACACGGCUCCCAGAUCAUUAUGCCACCUCUGGUUAGAGGGGCACAGCCCAUCUCUGUAUCUCCACAGCAGAUCCACGCUCUACGCCAGCAGCAACAACAGCAGCAGUUAGCAGCAACUGGAGGUUCAGGAUCAGGGCCACCUCCUCUGUUGCUGGGGCCCAGGAACUCGGCAACCACAGCCCAGAGAGGCAUGGUCCAGUCAGGCCUCAUCCGGAUUGGCAACAGUUCAAAUGCACUGGCCUCGCCUUCCGGUGUAAAGGGCUCCUCCUUAGGAAGCGGCGGCGUUUCUGUGGUUGGCGUUAAUGACUCUCCAGCCAGCCGCCAGGCUGCAGCCAAACUAGCCCUGCGGAAACAACUGGAGAAGACUCUGCUGGAGAUCCCACCACCCAAGCCACCUGCGCCAGAGUUUAACUUCCUGCCCUCUGCAGCCAACAAUGAGUUCAUUUACCUGGUGGGACUGGAGGAAGUAGUGCAGAACCUGCUUGAUACCAUCCACAGAGGAAAAACAGGUGUACCACUGUCUAAGCAAGUUGCCCGAGACCCUUUUAUCUGCACCCAGUGCAAUACUGACUUCACCUGUCGCUGGAGGCAGGACAAGGCUAAAGGCGGCGCUGUGCUCUGUGAAGACUGCAUGUCGUCCAAUCAGAAAAGGGCUUUGAAAGCUGAGCACACCAAUAGGCUGAAAGCUGCAUUUGUCAAAGCACUGCAGCAGGAGCAAGAAAUAGAGCAGCGUAUUAUUCAGCAGGCGUCCUCACCGGUCUCCCACGGUACCUCAUCAUCUGCCGCUUCGUCACUGAAGGUAGAGCAGCUGGUGUCUCAGCAGCUGAAGCAGGCUCAGGCCAGAGUGUCCUCCAUCCAGCACCACCACCAGGUCAGCAGGGGAGCAAACAUUCUCCAUCAUCACUCCAUUAAGCAGAGCUCUCAGGGCCACCUGUCCCACGGCAUCUCCUCUGUUGGGGUGAGGGGCGUCCCCCACUCGUUCUCCUCCUCUUCGCAGCUGCAGAGUGCAGUGGCGGCAGCGGCUUUGGUCAGCCGGCCAGGUAAGCAUGCCCAUGUUUCCCACCGCUCUGUCCAGAGUUCAAAGGUGAGCAGCAGUGGGAUCGGCGGCGGCAGGAAUGUCAGCGGAGGUAGUGCCUCAUCAGCUGCAUGGAAGAAGCAGAGCAGCAGUAACUCAGGAGUAACUAUGGCCUACGUGAACCCGAGCCUAACCGGUCACAAGACCUCGGCCACCGUGGACGCCCGUCAGAGGGAGUACCUGCUGGACAUGAUCCCCUCUCGCUCUUCGAUCUCGCAGACUGCAAACACGUGGAAAUAAUUGCAUUAACAGUGCUCUGCUGAUCAGAAGUUGUGUCCAAGCUUCCCGGCUCUGAUAUUAUGGUCUCCAGCGCCCCCACAGGACUGUUAAGCAAUUACAAUCUCUCAAGUGAAGAAACGUUCCUGAAAUCUCUUUGUAAGAUUUUAUGUUUAAGUUUUUAUUAUUCUCGUUGUUUAUUUUGAGGUUCACGCUAUUGUUUUGAUAAUUAUGCACAAUCCAUUUUUAUUUGAGUGGGUCAAAGAAAAAACUAAAUAAAAUGAAACCAUACUUGAAGGGCUUCCCCUGAGCUUUGUCCUCCAGACUGAGCAGAUAAAUUGUGAGAAGAGCUUAACAUCUGCUGUUAAAGAGAAGUACUGAGUUUUAGGGUUAUCAGCCCUAUAUGCCAUUAUAGCUCUCAGAUGAAUCCUGUUUUUUGACGAUUGAAAGGUUCCAGUUUUAACCCAGGAGUUCACAUUAAACAAAAUACGCAUUUCUUUUAGGUAAUGGUAAAAUCAGCAAGUUGUAAAAUUUUCCUUACAUCCUCUCUGUGUAGUCAAAGGUUGGAUUUUACAUUGUAUUUACAGUAAGUUAUUUUACUUUUGACGGAUGUUAAAAAUCACUCAGUAUGACGGUGGUUUCCACUGAUGGAAAAGUUUAUUCUAGCUUUGUUUUUUUUUGUUUUUUUUCCCCAGUUUAACAGCAUGCCUAUCCCUUACGCCUGUUUUGCACCUUAGCAGAAAAAGUGUGGUGUCAUUGCUUAUAAUUCAUCUGUAAUUACCAUUUGCUUAUUUUACAUUAUUGUCAACAUUUCGAUUAUGUCAUCACUGCAAACUCUGACGGAGCUGAAUCUUCAACACUGGGUCCAGAGCUCUUGCCUCCAACAAUUCAAAAUCCAUGACACUGGGUGGACGUUGCUCUUACUCUGUUCCUGUAAGAAACGUCUUCCAGGUACCAAGACUCGGGACUAUAAAUGAACAUCCAGAAUUCCUCACCUGUAUGGAUAAUGUCUCUGGUUUCCAUAAUCCUUAUUGCAUUGUUCAGAAUUAUGUUAAAGUUUAUUUGGUUUACCUUUUCCUAGUUCCUAAAGAAAUAAAAAAAAAAUAUACAUUUUAAA